Molecule: messenger RNA, 2409 nt
Organism: Xenia sp. Carnegie-2017
Lineage: Eukaryota; Metazoa; Cnidaria; Anthozoa; Malacalcyonacea; Xeniidae
Product: hemicentin-1-like
Exons: 4
Coding region: 133-2250 (705 amino acids)
Source: RefSeq, a predicted model, not a curated record
CGCACACUAGGAAAUUUUGUCGAUCACACUUGUCACGAAUAACAAGUACGCGUGGCAAGUUCACCAGUGUGCGGGGGUCUUAAGAGAACCGUGCAGAGACUCGCAACAGCUUGUGAGAGAUAUUCAACAACCAUGAAGGGUCUGACAGCUUUGCUUCUUCUCUUCCAAAUGGCGCUCGUUUAUUGUGCGUUCAAUCUUUAUGGGUCAAUGGACGACGCCCGCGACGCGAUAAUGUCAUUUUAUGAUCCUGUGCACAUCGAGAAAAUAUCUCGUGCGAGGCCACCACCUGUAUUGAUGAAAGUGCCUUCCUCUGGCGGCGGUUGGAGGAGAAGAACCAACUCAAUGAGGAAAAAAAUCACUCGUAAACCAACGCUUGUGAAGAAGAAACGAGUUUCAUUAAAUAAAUUUACAGAAGCUAUGGAGGACAUUGAGAGGGCCUUGGCCAAUGCUCAAUUGAUCAGACGAGUCCAGCACAAUCAAGAUAGGUUAAGAAAAUUGUUAAAGUUGAUUAAGACGGCCGUUUCCAAAAGAAGUUAUCGUUUUGCUCGCAAGGCAAUCGGUGAGGCAAUGUUUACGAUAAAAAAACUGCAGGAUACAAGGAGAGGCACGCGAGGGAAAAGAAGUGCAAUGACGUCAGGAAGGAGCUUUCUUGGCAACUUGAAGCAGACAAUCGGUGCAUCGGCUUUCAACGAUUUGUUUGCCAUGCAUGGUCAGGUGACACUUAUGUUUGCCAUUGAUGACACUGGGAGCAUGAGUGAUGAAAUUCAAGGUGCAAAGAAUUUAGCCACAGCUAUUGUGAACAUGCAGCGAGCAGAACCCGUGGAUUAUAUCUUGUCGCCUUUUAAUGAUCCAGGCACUGGUCCGGUCACAUAUUGCGAUGAAACGGAAAAAGGCAAAUUUCUCAAUGCGAUUUCAUCAUUGACGCCUCAUGGUGGAAGAGACUGUCCUGAGUUGACGUUCACUGGUAUGAUUAAUGCCAUUGAUGAAGGUCCUCAGCCCGAUUCUCCACUUUACGUGUUUACUGAUGCCGGACCAAAAGACGCCAACGAUGAUAAAAUUAAUUAUUUAUCGGAAAUCGCCCAAGCUGAAGGACAUGUCGUGAAUUUUUUCUUUGUGAAAAACACGGGAUGUUCUAGGAAUGCUGACAUUACGUCCUUUCAUAAAAUAGCUGAAAAGACGACCGGUCAAGUGUUUGAAUUGCAAAAUGCGGCCGAAUUAAAUGCGUUGACCGGUCUUACUGCUACUUCGCUUGGCGGGACAGCGGUCGUUCGUAGCGUUAGUUACCAAGCCACGUCACGCAAAAAGAGAAGUUCGACAAAACAAAGUAAUACUUACACCAUCACAGUUGAUGAUUCUAUCGACACAAUGGUCAUUGCCGUAACCGCUGAUCAAAUUUAUGGAAGCGCGAAUUCUUGGAGUGUAUCGCUGACCUCUCCCACAGGAUCGCUCGCGGGCGUCACGACCAGCAAUUUGAACCAAGGGAGAAUUUAUCAAAUCUCAAAUCCGAAUGUGGGAAUAUGGAAUUUAGGAAUACAAUCAAGACCGGAUGUGAACUAUGAUAUUUCAGUAAAGGGAGUGAGUACAGAUAAUAUUGACUUCGAAGUUUAUUUUGUUCGAACGACCUCUCAUCCUGUAGUACGAACCACAUUCCCGAUAUCAUCUCCUAUAUUUGGUGUUCAAGCUGAAGCAAUUUUAACUGUUGGAGGAAUCUCUCAUGUCAACAAGAGCAGUUUGAGAGCAGAACUUGUGACGUUGGGUGGUGACGUCAUCACGACAACAAGACCAACGUCAUUGUCCCCAAAAGAUAGCAAAGGGAUUAGGCAUUCAUUCAAAUUCCAUCCACCAAAUCAAAUUUUCAAAAUCAAAUUGAAAGGUCUCACAAAGAAAGGCAAUUCGUUUGAGCGCAUUUCUCAUUCACCUAUAAAAACAGAAACAUUGAUAGUGAAAGUAUUGUUCGCAAGAAACGAUUUCACAUUGAAACAAGGAAACACGUGUUAUAUAAUAUUCACUGUCCAGAACUUUGGGAACAACGAGGUUGUCAAAUUCAAAUCGCUUGGAAACUUGGGAACAGUCGAAAGACAGUCUAGAAAGUUCGGACGCAUACGUAAAGGUCGGAAGACAUCGUUUGCCGUCACGUUCCGAGGAAAACCGAAAGCCACUCCAGGUAUGACUGUUACAGUCGUAGUGUCUGUGACAGGAAGACGUUCUGGUUCAGUAGCAAAGAUGUCCGUACCAUUGCUGGUUGUUUAAUGAUUCAACGAAUGAAAACUUAUUGUAAUUGUUAAUAUAACCAUCUAGUUAGCAGCAGAAAUCUUGCAUUAUGCUUGACGGAAAUCGUGUUUUGUUAUAUGAUAGUAAGAAAUAAUUGGAUAUAUAGUAGUAAAUUAGUAAUAAAUACAAAGAGAAAAA